Stomoxys calcitrans (stable fly) is the source of this 577-nucleotide messenger RNA. Its product is annotated as lectin subunit alpha. Gene Ontology annotation, biological process: biological process involved in interspecies interaction between organisms. Gene Ontology annotation, cellular component: external side of plasma membrane. The coding region runs from base 26 to 517 and encodes 163 amino acids. NCBI's taxonomy places the organism in Eukaryota, Metazoa, Arthropoda, Insecta, Diptera, Muscidae. The transcript is spliced from 3 exons. The record is from RefSeq and is a predicted model, not a curated record. Gene Ontology annotation, molecular function: carbohydrate binding.
AAUUAUAGUUUCAAAAGUCAGAGACAUGUUGUUUCAUACUAUUUUAUUAGGCUCCCUACUAUGUGGCUUGGCAGUGGCUGUGCCUAAAUGGUGCAACACUACCGAAAAGGCAUAUUUGGUGGAAGAGGAUCAAGCGUAUAACUGGUUCCAAGCGUUACACGAAUGUGGACGGCGUAACCUGCAGUUGGUGCAAAUAGAUUCGAAGGAAAUCAACGACAUCAUUGUAAAUGAAGUGAUAAGGCCAAAUACAGUUGACUACGGAGCUUUCUUUUGGCUAGGCGGGAAUGAUGAAUUCAACGUAACAAGCAGAGAAAGAGACUUCUAUUGGUCACCUUCUGGGAGAAAAAUGGAUUUCUCUAACUGGGCAGAGGGUCAACCUGACAAUGACGAAUACAAAGAACAUUGCGUGCAUGCACGUGGAAUAUGGGCUUAUUUUAGAUGGAAUGAUUAUGCAUGUGACAAUCGUCUCGGUUUUAUAUGCGAAGAACAUAGUUUGGCUGCCGUUGGCAAGUCAUAAAAUACAAUGUUUAAAAAUAACAAAAAAAAACCAAAUGGAUUCGAUACAUAAAAACAAACA